This is a messenger RNA of Labeo rohita (rohu), 1787 nucleotides long. It is a transcript of the gene jmjd4, whose product is annotated as jumonji domain containing 4. Gene Ontology annotation, biological process: protein hydroxylation; negative regulation of gene expression; positive regulation of translational termination. Gene Ontology annotation, molecular function: sequence-specific DNA binding; histone H4R3 demethylase activity. Lineage: Eukaryota; Metazoa; Chordata; Actinopteri; Cypriniformes; Cyprinidae. Gene Ontology annotation, cellular component: cytoplasm; nucleus. The record is from RefSeq and is a predicted model, not a curated record.
UUAAUGAUACUUAAUUAACGUACUUUAUUCCGUUAGACGGCUCAUUUUUUACACACGAAGACGAGGAAAUCAUUGAGUUGGUGCGCACACGUUUCUUUUCCGGUGGGCAACUGGGUAGACGUUCAUUCCCUCAUUCGCAGAAAAAGCCUAUUAUUUUCGAUUUAUAAGCAUGUAGAACCAGAUAAUCGCCUCGUAUCUAUAUUUUAAUUACACGUAAGCGUGACGUUAAACCGUCGAUAUAUUAGUAGCGCUUCUACAGCCUAAAAAUAACCACGCAAAGCUGCCAUCAAAGAAACAUGAGGCUGUUGAAAUAUGUUCUAGCUGUUGACCAUAUGCUGGGGUUAAGUCAGCAAUAUUGAGUUUUAAUUAAGGUUUUGUUUUUAAUAUUAUGACAUGGAAUAACGUGUGGAAACUUCGUGUUAGUGAAUAAAUAAGGCUGAGCUUCAUUCUGACAUGUCAUGGAUAGGGAAACCUUUCAUAACUGCUGCAGUUUGGCCAAAAUGCCCAGGCAGAUCCAUCAACAGCACUGCUCCUCUCAUUUCAUUGAGUACAUAGAGAGAGAAAUACCUUACUCCAAAUUCUUCAAGAACUACUUGAUCUCGAAUCAGCCCUGCAUGUUUUCCAAAAAAUUCACAGAAGCCUGGAAUUGCAGAAAAAAAUGGGUCACGGCUGAUGGAAAACCUAACCUACAAAGACUUCUGCAUGAAUUUGAUGAGACUCCUGUUCCUGUUGCAAACUGCAAUGCAAAAGAAUACAACUCCAACCCAAAGCAGAUCAUGCCUUUUAAGGAGUUUAUCCAGUACUGGAGAGAAUAUAUACAGAAUGGGCAUUCUUCACCCAAAGGAUGCCUUUACUUAAAGGACUGGCAUAUGCAAAGGAACUUUCCUGAGCAUAAUACGUACAAGACACCAAUUUACUUCUCCUCUGAUUGGCUGAAUGAAUAUUGGGACACAAUUGAAGUGGAUGAUUAUCGGUUUGUCUACAUGGGACCUAAGGGGUCAUGGACACCUUUCCAUGCAGACGUGUUUCGCUCUUACAGUUGGUCUGCCAACAUCUGUGGACGUAAGAAAUGGCUCCUGUACCCUCCAGGCCAAGAGGAGUUCCUGCGGGACUGUCAUGGCAACUUGGCUUAUGAUGUUACAGCACCUGUACUUCAAGACAAGGGUCUGUAUCCACAGUUCGAAGAGGCCUGUCAGCCUUUAGAGAUCAUUCAAGAAGCUGGGGAGAUCAUCUUUGUACCUAGUGGUUGGCACCAUCAAGUUUACAAUUUGGAGGAUACCAUUUCCAUCAAUCAUAACUGGCUGAAUGGCUGUAAUUUGGAUAUCAUGUGGCAGUUUCUGCAAGAAGAACUUUCUUCUGUCCAGAGAGAAAUUGAGGAAUGGCGUGAUACUAUGGAUUCCUGGCAUCAGCACUGUCAGGUGAUCAUGAAAUCAUGUACAGGAAUCAAUUAUGGGGAGUUUGCCUCUUUCCUUAAGACCAUUGCAAAUAAUCGGAUGUCCUUUUUGAAUUCAUGUCCCAGAAAUGCAGAUAACUGCCAAGACUCCCUUGCCGAAAGUCUGCUUGCUUUAGGCCCUCAGCAUGCGGCCUUUGACCUUCAGAGAGUAUUGCAUAUUUUUGAGAACAUGCUUAGCAAUGAAGACUUUAAGAGACUAGACCCAUCAGCUCUGAGCUUCAAACCUGAGGAACUGCUUCAGGAGAUCAGAGAGGCUGUUCGAACAAUUGUAUAAAAGCUAUACUAUAUGUGGAAGAUCAGCUAUGGCAAAUGUUAAUAAAUUCUUUUAACAACA